This is a messenger RNA of Fimicolochytrium jonesii, 1113 nucleotides long. Its product is annotated as HotDog domain-containing protein. Gene Ontology annotation, molecular function: fatty acyl-CoA hydrolase activity. The coding region runs from base 1 to 1113 and encodes 370 amino acids. Gene Ontology annotation, biological process: acyl-CoA metabolic process. Gene Ontology annotation, cellular component: mitochondrion. The transcript is spliced from 4 exons. Lineage: Eukaryota; Fungi; Chytridiomycota; Chytridiomycetes; Spizellomycetales; Powellomycetaceae. The record is from RefSeq and is a predicted model, not a curated record.
AUGCAGGACUCAUAUCUCGAGGAGAUCUUGGAGUUCACCAAUCCUGACAUUAGGGAAGAGUACGUUAACCCCCACGGGACUGUCAGGAUCGGGAAAGUGCUGGAGGACCUGGAUGCCUUGGCGGGAUCGAUAGCAUAUAUGCACUGUGACGAUAACAGCGCAGAGACGAUCCCACUGACUAUCGUCACAGCAAGUCUUGAUCGAAUCGAUCUACUCCAAAGUAUACCGAUGGAUCAAGACCUGCGUCUCAGUGGGCAUGUCACCUGGGUUGGAAGUUCGUCCAUGGAAGUCAGCUGCUGGCUGGAAACCAUGUCGACUCCACCACCAGAUCCUCGGGAGACCUCCUACGGGGUUGGCGUCCUUGCUGCCCAGAAGCGUGUCCCUGGAAAAAAGAUCCUAACGGCAAAGUUCUCGAUGGUUGCGCGUGAUCCCAUCACUGGCAAGGCUGCAAAGGUCAACCAGCUGAUUCUGGAGACGGAUGAGGAUAGGCGGCUGUUCCGAUCUGGGGCGGAACACAAGGCAAGGAAGUUGAUGGACAGUCAGUUUGAUUUAUCCGCUGUUCCUCCAAGUUUCGAGGAGCUGAACCUUGUUCACGAGCUUUACAAGGAAUACAUCCAAUACCUCGACCCAACGUACAAGCGGGAGAUGCCAAGCAACGUUCAGUGGAUGAAGGACACCGUCCAGCAGAACCUUGUCAUGUGCAUGCCCCAAGACCGGAACAUCCAUGGGAAUGUCUUUGGUGGAUAUCUUCUCCGACUGGCCUUCGAACUGGCGUCGUCAACUGGAAUGAUCUUCGCCAAGUCCCGCGCGAAUUUCGUAGCCCUCGAUGACAUCAAGUUCAAGAAACCGGUGAAAGUGGGGGCAUUGUUGAGUCUCACUUCGCAAGUUGUGUAUUCGUCGGGGAGGACCUUCCAAGUGAAAGUGAGAGCCGACGUCAUUGACCCUAUCAAGGAUGAGCAAUCGACCACGAACACAUUUCAUUUGACGUUCGAGGCGGAUCACGACGUGUCGAGGGUUAUGCCCAGGAGUUACGAUGAAAGUAUGCGUUAUAUCGAAGGCCGACGCAAGAAAGAACGAUGGAUGAGGGUGUCGGAGACCAACUCGACAAAUUGA